AUGCGUAAAUCAUUUACGAAAGAAAUCUACGAUAAACCAUCAAAAUAUUCAGUAUUUUGUAUCAAUAUCGAUACUCAAGAAAAUUUUGCACAAUACCAGAUCAUUUCCACAGGAAAUUAUGUAUUACAACCCAUUGUUUUUAACAAUUGUGCCCAAAAGUUCAAGAUUCUUAUCAAAUACAAGAAUCCAAAGAAAAUUUGUGAUAGCCGCGACCAAUUUAUGCCCCAGAUACAAUUUUUCAUUGGUAUUGCAUAUUCACUAGCAUUUAUCUCAUGGAUUAUCAACCAAAUUCUGCAUCCACACUUCGUAAUUAGCUUACACACAUCAUUUUUAUUUUUCUGCCUUAUCGAGUCCAUUUCUAACUUUUUUUCUGCAUACACAUGGAACGAAUAUAGCAUUUCCGGCCAUAUUUCUCAAACGUUACUUUCAAUUUCAUCAUUUUUGAAAAUUUUUUCAAAAUUAUUUUUCUUGGUCACCAAUAUUCUUGCAGUUUUCGGUUGGGGGACAUACAGGAUUUCAUUAACCGCCAAAGAAGUACUUAUUUCUAUCUCCACGUCCUGUUUUUACUGUUUUUCCAUUGAAUUAGCCGAAGCAGAGUAUUACUAUCGUAUCGUCAUGGUCUGUAUCGUUGAAAUAGCCGCUCUACUACUUUGCCAUUCAAUUAUGGAUGGAAUUUCCAAUGCUGGGCAUAUUUUCGGGUUAUUUUCAAAUUCUGAUGAGAUUUUGAUGAUGAAAUUGCAGAUGAACAUCAAUUUCAGCUUCCAAAUAUUCUCUAUGUCUAUAAUUAUGACCAUUAUUUCGAGUAUUUUGAUAUUAUUAUCUUCUCCUGCUUCAAUUAUAGUUAUUUUUGAUGAGAUCAUGAAUUUUAUAAUACUAGGAAUCGAUAUGAAGUGGUUCUUCUUUAAUAAAAGCUACGAACCAACAAAAUAUGAUUCAUCUGCGGAAAACCAUUAUAUAGUAGAGACACCGCUUGACAACGAAAUAUAUCUAAUGCAAAGCGAGUAA
Trichomonas vaginalis G3 is the source of this 1005-nucleotide messenger RNA. RefSeq lists its product as uncharacterized. The record is from RefSeq and is a predicted model, not a curated record. Bases 1 to 1005 code for a protein of 334 amino acids. The transcript has a single exon. Lineage: Eukaryota; Parabasalia; Trichomonadida; Trichomonadidae.